CAACGGGUUUGGAAUCUUCGAGGGAGUGACUGGGACAAUGGUUGGUGGUUUACCAUUCCAAUUUGCCUACCAUUAUUUUUAUGUCAUCUCUCCAAAGCUAGCGUUGGUCCUCUGUCAUACUUCGCUCCGAAAUGAAAGAAAAGAAAUUGGAUCCGACGUUUGGACUGAGACUUUUAAGACUAUGGGUUUUAAACGUUCGAUACUCGAAAAUGCUCCUCAUCCAGCAGCAAUUCCGAAUUAUGUAGCGACUCCAAAAUAUGUACCAAGUCAUGAAUAUGGCCGCAGCACUGAUAGAAAUCCAGAGACGGCAUUUGACUCGCUUCUAAAUAGCGUAGGUCUCAAAAGACAGGAGGAUGAUAUGUUUACCUUUCGCUUUGCCAAAAUCCCUUCGGCUACCGUACACCUCGUGAAUUCUAUAUUGCUCAAUGAGACUAAACCGGAUCUAGUUUUGACUUUCUCUUCUCGUCCAUACCUCUAUAAGACAAUUCUCAAGUAUCAUAAAAGCAAUGUCGGUGUACAACAUGAUUUCUCGAGUUUGAAAAAAAUGUUGUUUAUGGAAUUAAACAAAACUCACGAGGAAGACUUACAUCUCCGGAAAAAAAUCCCAGCUGGCCGCACUUUUAAUUGGAAUGUACGUGGAAUGGAUUCAGAAUCCUGA
This is a messenger RNA of Entrophospora sp. SA101, 658 nucleotides long. NCBI's taxonomy places the organism in Eukaryota, Fungi, Glomeromycota, Glomeromycetes, Entrophosporales, Entrophosporaceae. The record is from the annotation of a GenBank genome assembly.